AUGCACACACAAAUAAUAAAUGCAUUUGUUGACAAACUACCGGCGACGCAUGCAAAUCACGCCGACGACACAAUCCUUAGCAAGGGCCCGGGACGGACUGGACUGCCCGGGCUUCACUGCGCCGCGGUCCCUUUCGUGCGUAGGGCCGAGCGCGGCCAAUGCACACAUUGGUUACGAUGUCGACCAAUAGCGUCGCACGCCGCGCUCUUUUGCCACUGGCUCGACGCCGAGGAUGAUAGAGCGGUGGGGAAAACGAGAGACCGAAUUCGCCUGCGCGCGUUCGACACUAACUUCUACUAUUCGUUUCACACACAAAUUAGAGUGCGAGGCCACACCGCUCAAUGUAAAGACACCAAUCGGCUGCUGGCUAUAAACAAGCGCCCGACGAAGCCUCCACAACCAAUUCAACAAAAUUCACCAGGCAAGGCAUUGCCGCUGUGGGGAUGCUGCAGAUAUUUCGUCUGGAGUGAAAUAGAGUGGUCUGCUCUAUCACUACGCUCGACAAAUUAG
Parnassius apollo (apollo) is the source of this 510-nucleotide messenger RNA. NCBI's taxonomy places the organism in Eukaryota, Metazoa, Arthropoda, Insecta, Lepidoptera, Papilionidae. The record is from the annotation of a GenBank genome assembly.